Perca fluviatilis (European perch) is the source of this 523-nucleotide messenger RNA. RefSeq names its product somatostatin receptor type 3-like. The record is from RefSeq and is a predicted model, not a curated record. Bases 1 to 507 code for a protein of 168 amino acids. Gene Ontology annotation, cellular component: neuron projection; membrane. Gene Ontology annotation, biological process: neuropeptide signaling pathway. Lineage: Eukaryota; Metazoa; Chordata; Actinopteri; Perciformes; Percidae. The transcript is spliced from 2 exons. Gene Ontology annotation, molecular function: G protein-coupled receptor activity; neuropeptide binding.
AUGGCGGCCACCGAAGCCGUGCUUCACCAUGACCAGGGACCGGCAGAAGGGUCUGGUGUUAACCAGGCUACCAAACCGGAACCCGGAUCCCUACCUGGCUUGGCUGGGAUCUUCAUCCCUCUUAUCUAUGCAAUAGUGUGUGUUCUGGUCAUCCACGUUGUUGUCAACUACACCAAAAACGAGUCUGUCACCAACAUCUACAUCCUCAAUUUAGCCAUUGCAGACGGGCUCUUCAUGCUGGGCCUGCCCUUCCUGGCGAUGCAGAACGCUCUGCUCUAUUGGCCCUUUGGCUCUCUCAUGUGCCGUGUGGUCAUGACGGUGGACGCCAUCAACCAGUUUACCAGCAUCUUCUGCCUGACCGUGAUGUCAUUGGACCGCUACCUGGCUGUGGUGCAUCCCAUCCGUCUGGUGGCGGCGGCCUCGUCUACCCAAGGCAAUUGUUCAACCGACCCUGUUAAAGGAAUACGCCACCGUAUUCCUUUAACCGUCUACCCUGGCUGUAGAUAGGUGGGCCAAUGCAUUU